Messenger RNA from Phyllopteryx taeniolatus (common seadragon), 3533 nucleotides. It is a transcript of the gene zdhhc7, whose product is annotated as zinc finger DHHC-type palmitoyltransferase 7. Gene Ontology annotation, biological process: protein targeting to membrane; peptidyl-L-cysteine S-palmitoylation. The record is from RefSeq and is a predicted model, not a curated record. The coding region runs from base 281 to 1243 and encodes 320 amino acids. Gene Ontology annotation, molecular function: protein-cysteine S-palmitoyltransferase activity. The transcript has 8 exons. Gene Ontology annotation, cellular component: Golgi apparatus; endoplasmic reticulum. NCBI's taxonomy places the organism in Eukaryota, Metazoa, Chordata, Actinopteri, Syngnathiformes, Syngnathidae.
CGUUUCACGAAGAGGAACCGAAUCCCGGAAGCUCCGACAAUGGUUGAUGGGAUGUGUCGCUACCCUCCGGGACUCCGGUCGUCGUUCCCGUGCUGCAGUCCACCCAUUGUGAAGCGGACAAAAUGAAUUUAGCAGACGUCCCCGAACGACUAUGUUAGGAAUAUUAAGGUGUCUCCUAUUCCACCCUCAUGCCCAUCUGCACACCCAUCUGAAAUCACAUGCUGGUCCUGAAGUCACACGUCAAACCAUGUUUUUGUGAGGAAAGAACAUACUAACUAGGAUGCACUCUUCAAACCACCGACUGCGAGAUAUGGAGCAGCACCACCCUCUGCUAUCAGCGGGUGGCGACGUCGAGUCAGGCAGCCUGGCAGCCGGUGUGAUGGUCGGUGGAGUCCACGCGGACCACACAGUCGGGAACCGCACGCUCUGGUUUAUCCAGGACAGCUGCGGUAUGGUGUGCGCCAGCAUGACCUGGUUCCUGGUGCUGUAUGCCGAGUUUGUCGUCAACUUUGUCAUGCUGCUGCCCGCCAAGAACUUCUGGUAUUCUCUGCUGAACGGCGCCACUUUCAACGCCCUCGCCAUGCUCGCUCUGGCUUCACAUCUGCGCACUAUGUUGUCAGAUCCAGGUGCGGUUCCCAAAGGCAACGCUACCAAGGAGUACAUGGAGAGGUUGCAGCUAAAGCCUGGUGAGGUCAUCUACAAGUGCCCCAAGUGCUGCAGCAUCAAGCCUGAGAGAGCGCACCACUGCAGUAUUUGUAAAAGGUGCAUCCGGAAGAUGGAUCACCACUGUCCCUGGGUCAAUAACUGCAUAGGAGAAAAGAAUCAGAGAUUCUUUGUCCUUUUCACUAUGUACAUAGCAUUGAUUUCCGCUCAUGCGCUUGGCCUCAGUGGCAUGCACUUUUUCACGUGCAUUAAAGUACAGUGGAACGAGUGCAGCGUAUUCUCUCCUGGGGUCUCCGUGCUACUACUGAUCUUCCUCUGUCUCGAAGCCAUUCUCUUUCUCACGUUCACUGCUGUCAUGUUUGGUACGCAGAUCCACUCCAUCUGCAACGACGAAACGGAGAUUGAACGUCUUAAAAACGAGAAGCCCACCUGGGAGCGUCGCACCAGAUGGGACGGAAUGAAAGCCGUGUUUGGCGGUCCGCCCUCCCUGCUGUGGUGCAAUCCGUUCACGGGGCUUCGCCUGCGUCGCCUGAAACUCCUGACCCAAGCUCGCCGCCCCGGGUCUGAGUUUUCCAUCUGAGGGCAGGGCGGACCUGUAAUGACUCUAAAAAAGGUGAUGGGAUGGACAUGAGCUCCCCUGUGGCAGGCCUUGCUGUGUGGCUGACAAGGUGCUCCGAUGGGACUGCUGGACUUCAGCAAACUCCACUGCCUAUCCAUGCUCUCACCAACAACUGGAAGAGGUUUUUUGAUUUGUGUGGUGACGCAUGCAGUAUAUAACUCUUCGAGAGUCUUUUAUUCCUUUUGAGGCCAUUAUCUCCUGCUCCUGUUGCACCCAGCUUUCCUUUUCUGUUUCUUACCAUUAGAUUGAGAUGAGAUUCAAAGUGAAUAUUUGACAUUGGGGGUGAGCAGCAUUAUUGCAGAUCUUAAUGGAGCAGCCACACAAAGGACAGACACUAUUCGUACGACACUUGAGAGUGGAGCACACCAGACACAGCGCGUGGACGUGUGGAGCUUUGAUUUGCAUGUCUGCAAUCAGUCUCGGCCGCUCCAGCCUGAUGAGGGUUUUUCACCAUCUGCAAAUGGAGGAUGAUAUUGUGAAAAUCAAGCCUCUUUCUUCUUCCACAGGGAUGAAUGCCUUUUGCCGUGUUUUUAUGUCCAGCAUCAUUAUUAUUUAUCUCGUGGCUGUUGCUGGGCCUAGUCCAAAACAAUGUAUGUAUCAUCGCACAUAUGACUCACUGGAGGCAAUUUUUUUGGGAGUCAAGUUUCAUCUUACCUGAACUGGGUUUGGCUUUAUACAUGCUGCUCUAUUUUAUAUGACAAUGACUCAGAAGAUCAGGAUCCCUAGCUGCUGUCAAAGUGGCUCCCUCUUGUGGAAACCACAAAGCUUCAAAUGUAUGGAGAACAGUUGACAACAUUUUACAAAGCCUCGCAAGCUCCCUGCGACAGCCAACUUUUGGAACCCAAUGGUUUUGCAUGCUGCUCGGCUAUCAUGUGACGUGAUGUCGUGGAGGACGAUCCACAAGCACAGAGUGGUUGGCAAGAGCCGCGCUGUUAAAUUGCGAAACUGCUUCGCACAUUCAACGAGCCAACUCUUCCAUUAGUUCACAACUAUAAGGCCUGAUGAAACAAGCAAACCUUCUCCAGUGUUUUUAGAACACGAACUGUAAUGCCUUUCAAUGUCAUCCACUCAAAUGAAUUCGUCCACAAAACUGAUAGUUUUCCUCACGUUAUUUGUUGCUGCAUUAGGGCAUAGGAGGUUGUUUUGUUUUUUUGCACUGGAUAAGUAUGGCUUGAAUUCAGAUUUUAAAGUCACUCAUAGUAUUGUCACAUAACCAGAAGUCACUUUCUCUCCAUGUGCGGGACUUGUUCUCUUCUGUGGUCGGCAGGGGAAGGACUCUUUCUUCCUCACUGUUUACAGUAUAAAUGGUUUGCAAUAUGGAUGCUACUCAACGAAUGUAAAACGGCACACAGAACAAACUGCUAUCAGGGGAGUUUUAUUAACACAGACCUCAUUUCUCUUACUGUGCUAGUAACCAUUUUGUUGUGAUUAAAUGCAGUCAUGUUUUUAACUAUCAAUAUUUUGCAAUUGUUAAUGACAUCACUUAAAAGUAACAGGCUCAAAGUGGUGAAAGGCCAGCUGAACAUGUGGCUAGUCUAUGAAUCCAAGGACAAUUUAUUGCUGCAAGAUAGAUGAUGUUUAACAUGUAAACCACAGUGGGGCCAGUGGCCCCCCAAGAGUAUAUGAUUUGGCCCACCAUGCAAUUCUGAAAACAAAUACAAUCUCACAGGAACUGUUAUAAAAAGCUACAAAGCAUUCAACUCAUCAAUGCUCAUGAUUCACAAUAGGAAAAAGGUCUCUUCUCCCCCCCCCCCCCCCAAUCUACACAUAUAUUUGUAUCUGUAUUUGUAAACUCUCACAAUGUCCGAUCAAACAGCUGCAAUAGAAGUGGAUGUAGGAACAAAUUGUCUAUCUUAUAUUGAGUUAUUGAUGGUAACAUAGUUUUGGCUGGGAAUAAACGUGGCUGUAUAAAGUAGGAGUGAUGUGUGAUGACUUUACACUGAUGAUGUAAACAUCAUAAAUCGUGGUUUCCUUUACAGGGUUAGCAGAAGCCACAAGGCAUUUUUCUUUAUCGGUGAUUGUAUUUUUAAUCCCUGCAUUACAUUACAGUGACAUCACUGGGUUGUGUAACCCGGACACCACGCCGAAUAAAGUUUAGUUUCCUGUUCUACUGAGAGAUUGUACCCUCAAAGUCUAGACCUACGGCUUGUAUUAGAGUAUAAAGGUUUUCAUGAUCAUGGCAUAAAUGGAAUAUUCUGAGGUUGUUAUAUAUAAUGUCAUCUUAAAUGUCAUAAACAUAUUUAAAUGAGGA